AUGGAGUACAUGGGAAGCAAUAUAACAUACAACAAAGACAUAUACAGUGAGUUUAAGUACUAUUGUGAACAGCAUGAGAUUGAAGUAAUGAGUAAAGGAGACUUUGAAACGCUUAUGAAAGACAGUGAGGAGGUCGUUCAUGAGAACAAUGAUGAAAUAGUUCAUGAGAACAGUGAGGAGGUCAUACAUGAGAACAGUGAUGAAAUAGUUCAUGAGAACAGUGAGGAGGUCAUACAUGAGAACAGUGUUGAAAUCGUUCAUGAUGUCGUUCGUGAAGAAGCCAUUGCAACAAAGAAUGAGAUAAAGGAUUUCAUAGAACUUAACAAGGAGGAGUUUAAAGAAGGCUAUGAAGUGAAAAGAUGUGAAGAAGAUUUCUUGGCGUAUUUGAAGAAAAAGAGACUAAAGCCAGUGGCUCAAAAUAAGUUUCAAUCGAUGUUUGAAAAGAAACGUUUGAGCUAUGGUGGUGUAAGAAGCACAUAUUACUUUGUUAAGAAGUGA
Messenger RNA from Trichomonas vaginalis G3, 498 nucleotides. RefSeq lists its product as uncharacterized. The transcript has a single exon. The record is from RefSeq and is a predicted model, not a curated record. Bases 1 to 498 code for a protein of 165 amino acids. Lineage: Eukaryota; Parabasalia; Trichomonadida; Trichomonadidae.